GGGAAAUCCCAGAUGGAAUUGUAAUGUAGAGUGUGGAGAGUUCGAUACUACAUCUGGGAGGGGUCAGGAGGUUAUUGAUAUUGUUUGAGUGUGGGGACCACUGGAAACGCAUAAAUAGCUGGAAGACACACAGUAAUCUUGCAGUCUUCCUCUGAAUGCCUGGGCACAGGUGACCUCCACUCAGCUUUUCUGCAGAAAAUUUCAUCGGCCACUGCAAACCCAAACCAGCAUGGAAAAGAUGACAUCUUUGAAAGUGAACUGCUGGCUGCGGUGGCUUACCGUGACUCUGGCCCUGCUGAGUAAAGUCCCUGCAAUGCCGGUCGACGUGGAUCGCGUGUGCAUGGCACCAUCUGCAGCCAAGUACAGACUGACAUUUACUGGCCAGUGGACUCAGACUGCCUUCCCCAAACACUACCCUCUGUACAGGCCGCCUGCCCAGUGGUCCCCAAUCAUUGGAGUAACUCACAGCUCAGACUAUCACAUCUGGCAAGGGAACGAGUACGCCAGUAAUGGGGUGAGAGAGUUCUCUGAGAGAGGAGAGGCUUGGACCCUGAUAAAGGAAGUGGAGGCAGCUGGAGAACGGAUCCAGAGUGUCUAUGGCCUCUUCUCAGCACCAGCUGUGGUUGGAGGAACCGGUCAGGCAGUCACAGAAUUUGAGGUCUUUGCAAGACACUCUUUACUGUCCUUCAUUGUCCGCAUUGUGCCAAGUCCUGACUGGUUUGUUGGAAUAAACAGUCUAAAUUUGUGCGAGGGUGAUAACUGGAUAGAAAACAUAAGCCUAGAUCUCUACCCCUAUGAUGCCGGCACAGACAGUGGUUUCACCUUCUCCUCACCAAACUUUGAGACCAUUCCUCAAGACAAGAUCACUCAGAUAACAGCAUCAUUCCCAAGUCACCCUGCAAACUCCUUCUACUAUCCCAGACUGAAGCAUCUCCCCCCAAUAGCCAAAGUCUCCCUAACAAAGAUCAAGAACAACCAGAUCUUCAGCUUACCCAUUGAGCCGACCCACUCCAAUCAGAUUCCAAGCGGGAAUGAGAUAGAUGGGUCUCUCAUAAAGACCCCUCUGGACUGUGAGGUUUCUGUCUGGUCCCCUUGGGGUCUUUGUAAGGGCCAGUGUGGUACGAAAGGAGUAAAACACAGAACUCGCUAUAUUCACAUGCAUCCUGCAAACAAUGGGGCUGCAUGCCCACCCCUAGAGGAAAAGAGGCUAUGCAUCCCUGACAACUGUGUGUGAAUAUAAAGAGGACCUACCAACCAUACCUCACCAACAGGGAACAAUCUACUGGUUAAACAGCUUUAAAAUGAGACAUUAUAAAUGGAAUGACUUUGUUAUUAUAAACUAUGAUGUCAUGGGUUAACAAGCUUAAACUUGGUAAUGAAUGCUCUACGCAACAUAUCCCACCUUAAAAAGAAGACUGAAGUACCUAAAGCAAAUUCUCAGUAAGUGUAUCACAAAUGAGAGUGAAAUAUGAGGAACAGCCGAUUCUAUACUUUCAAUACAGCAAUAUUUGCUGUAUUUUGCAAAAUAGCAGACAAACAGAGUUUUUUGGCUGGGUUUGCUGUAAGUUUCACACACUGUCCUCAUGCACUGUUCAUGGAGUCUGGUGCUCUCUGGUGGGAACAUUACUGACAUUAUCAAGCUCAAUCAUUGAGACUAACAUCUUCAGUAAAAAAAAAUAAUGUGUUCUCCUCAAAACAUGUUGCAUCAGUGGAUGAUAUCUGUAAAUAAAUUGCAAAACUGUAUAUAAAAUUGUACAUACAAAUAAAUAAAUCCUUCUGAAUUGCUCUGAA
Carassius gibelio (silver crucian carp) is the source of this 1791-nucleotide messenger RNA. It is a transcript of the gene spon2b, whose product is annotated as spondin 2b, extracellular matrix protein. Bases 230 to 1234 code for a protein of 334 amino acids. The transcript has 6 exons. The record is from RefSeq and is a predicted model, not a curated record. Gene Ontology annotation, cellular component: extracellular matrix. Gene Ontology annotation, biological process: cell adhesion. NCBI's taxonomy places the organism in Eukaryota, Metazoa, Chordata, Actinopteri, Cypriniformes, Cyprinidae.